Messenger RNA from Euleptes europaea (tarantolino), 1533 nucleotides. RefSeq names its product GRAM domain containing 2A (gene GRAMD2A). The record is from RefSeq and is a predicted model, not a curated record. Gene Ontology annotation, molecular function: phosphatidylinositol-4,5-bisphosphate binding. NCBI's taxonomy places the organism in Eukaryota, Metazoa, Chordata, Lepidosauria, Squamata, Sphaerodactylidae. Gene Ontology annotation, cellular component: organelle membrane contact site; extrinsic component of cytoplasmic side of plasma membrane; endoplasmic reticulum membrane. Gene Ontology annotation, biological process: regulation of store-operated calcium entry. The transcript is spliced from 14 exons. The coding region runs from base 1 to 1533 and encodes 510 amino acids.
AUGGGCGAGCUGGCCGGGACCGCCGGGCAGAGGCUCAACGCCCCUGAAGUUUUCCGUGCGCCGGAGCAAAACUUUCCCCUGAUUGCGGCUUGUCAAGGCGCACCUACAGGGGCCGGAUUAAAAGCCGGCAACCCCCGGGCCUUUCAGGACAACUGCUGGGAACCGUGGAUGGCGCACAUUCCUGGCGCCUACAGGACAAGGAUAAUCCUGCCGGUCUUGACUGGCAUUAUGGAGAAACUGGGGCAGAGAGAGAUGUGGGAUGCCCUUGAUGUCGCCCUGGCUGAUAGAUAUCUGUCGGCUUGCAUCAGAGGCAGCCGGCCCAGGUCUGAGAUAAUGUCCAGACGGAAGAGCACCGGAGGAGAGCAGAAUCACAAAUGCGCGGGUGCACGCUCGCGGCGUCCCUGGCUCCGAGCCGAGAGUUGUGGGUCUUCACGAGACAGGCAGGCCUAUCCGUUUGUGGGCGUGCGGGAAGCGGUGGUCUUGGGUAGCACAAGCACGACGUCACGGGACAGAGGUCGCAGGAAAAAGCCUCAGGAUAACCUUUUGGCCCGAGCGCUGUUUGCUCAGGGUUUUCCAUCAGCUGCCGGCCCGAGCUGCACAAAACCGAUGCAUGAGAAAACUGGGCCCAUGCACAGCCCGGACAAGCCGGAGGCACUGCACAAGGAAAAGGGCUUGGAUUCUCCGAACGGCAGCCUGCACUUGAGUGACGCUGUCAAGGAGGAAGAGCUGAAGAAAUGUCACCGAGAAGUGGCUCCGAAUAAGUACAAUUCCCAGUACCACAAGUUAUUCAAGGACAUCCCCACCGAGGAGAGCGUGCUGAAAGUCUGCUCCUGCGCCCUCCAGAGAGACAUUCUCAUCCAAGGCCGGCUCUACAUUUCCCCAAACUGGCUCUGUUUCUAUGCAAACCUUUUUGGGAAAGAUAUCAAGGUGGUCAUUCCCGUCAUCUCUGUGCAACUGAUCAAAAAGCACAAAACGGCCCGGCUGUUGCCCAAUGGACUGGCCAUCACCACCAGCGCGAGCAGAAAGUACAUCUUUGUGUCCCUGAUUUCACGAGACAGCGUGUACGAUGUGCUGCGGAGAGUCUGCACCCACCUGCAGGUCUCGAGCAAAAAGAGUUUGAGCUUGAAAGAGCUGACGGAAGAGCCGGAUACGGUGUCGCUGGAGGUGAUUGUCCCCGAAGUGAAGUGGAGGAAGGGGUCGCCCGCGUCGCUCUCCCUGGCCCUCCCGGAUGCGGGCUUCCAGUGCAUCCACCGGGCUUCCAUCAGCAGCCUCAGCACCAAGGAGAGUUCGUGCAACUCAGAGGAGCCUCUGAUAUCAGAAAGUGCAAUAAACACCGAAGAGGAGGAGCUGGAGGUGGAGCAGAGCUACAGAGCCGAGCUGAGGCCCUCGGAUUACCAGUUGCUGAAAGUCUUCCUCGUGUUAAUCUGCCUCCUGGUGGUGUCAUCCUCCUACCUGGCGUUCCGCAUCUUCCGCCUGGAACAGCAGCUCUGCUCCUUGAAUCGGGAUUAUCUCUCCCGCGUGCCCCGGAGGUAG